AUGACCUCCAUCUUCGCUGCAGCUACAGCCAGCAUAUGCCUCCUUCGCUCUGGCCUACAAGCCGAUGACCUGAUCAAGAAUGGGCAAGUGCAAGCCAUCAUAUGGGGCCCUGAGGUACUGACCAAAGCCAAUCACGCCACACACCUGCGCCGCCACCGCAACCACAUUCCGGUUAUCUCCUUCUCUAGCAUUAUUUCCCCCGCAUCGUGUGCCUUCUGGCUGGAAGAUCCUGUAACAGUUCCUGGAGGCUAUGCUAAGUUUGGCUUUACACUUGGAAGUGACAGCAUAACCUUUCCUAAUCCAGAAACCGAUAGACAAUACAGAAGAAAACUAGAUGCACGAAAAUCAAGUAAGAGUUGCAGAAGCAAGGCAGGGCUGAAUAUAGCUGUGCCGCUGAAACUAGGCUUUCAAGUUUUUGUGAAUGUUACUGAUCCUUAUUCCGAGAAACAAAAUGUCACUGGCUACAGCAUUGAUAUCUUCGAGGCUGCUAUCAGGAAUUUACGUCCUCUCCCGUGCUAUGAAUAUUUUGUCUUCAAUGGUACUUAUGAUGAGCUAGUAGGCAACGUGUCUUUGGGGGUCUAUGAUGGUGCAGUAGGGGAUGUGACCAUAACGGCUGAACGAGUCACCACCACCGACUUUACAAUGCCAUACACACAGUCUGGUGUGUCUAUGCUUGUGCUUGCCGAGGAUGAACCGGAUACAAUCCGCUGGACAUUUGUAAAGCCACUAACUCGGAAGCUCUGGUUGGCAACCAUGGUCUUCUUCUUCUAUACUGGCUUUGUCGUGUGGAUGAUUGAACUACCUAGAAAUCAGGAGUACCAAGGAUCAAGUUUGAGACAGUGUAGCACCGCCCUCUACUUUGUUUUCUCCACUUUGACAUUUUCUCAUGGUCAUACUAUUAAAAGCCCCUUGUCAAAAAUUGUUGUGGUGAUAUGGUGCUUUGUAGUGCUGAUUCUUGUCCAGAGCUACACAGCAAGCCUGUCAUCCAUUCUGACUGCAAAAAGACUCCGUCCUUGGAUGACAGAUUUUGACCAGCUCCGGCACAGUGGUGACUUUGUAGGAUACCAAGAUGAUUCAUUUGUGCGGUCGUUCUUGAUGAAUCAUAACAUCAGUGAAAGCAGGUUAAAGAACUACACCACGAAAGAAGAAUAUGCUGAUGCUUUGUGGAAGGGGUCCAAUAAUGGAGGGGUGUCGGCUAUCAUUGAUGAGAUCCCCUAUUUGACUUCUUUCCUCUCAGACCGUCGGUAUGGAAAUGAUUUUAGGAUGCUCGGGUGCAUUUACAAGACUCCUGGAUUUGGUUUUGCAUUUAAUCUAGGUUCUCCGCUAGUUCAUAAUCUUUCGACUGCCAUCCUGAACCUAGCAGGAGGGGAUGAGGGAUCACGAAUCGAAGUGAAAUGGUUUGGCACAACUUCAUCGCCGAUAGGUGCUGGCACAAUCCCAGACACUGAUUCCGCGCCUCUCACUUUAGAAAGUUUCUCCGGUCUCUUCGUCAUCACGGGAUCCAUUUCAACUCUCAUGCUGCUGAUAAGCAUUAUGAGGUUGAUUUAUGCCAAAUGCAUUGAGUUGAGAAAGGCUGAUGUGGAAAGUGUCAGCUACAGUGGCACUGACGAUGAGUCCCGUCUGUUGCAGAAUGGCAUAGGUGGCAACCCCAGCCCUGAUCAACAACCAUUACAUGAAGCUGGCAAUAAUCAUUCCGGGGGUGUCCAUAUGAGUGGCGAAAAUGCUGGGGACACAGAGCCAGACCCAGUGCGGCAGAAUGGCAUGCAUGGUGGCUCUGUCCCUGCAGGACACAUUCAGAUUGAGAUGCGCAAUGUCUAA
This is a messenger RNA of Triticum turgidum subsp. durum (durum wheat), 1818 nucleotides long. NCBI's taxonomy places the organism in Eukaryota, Viridiplantae, Streptophyta, Magnoliopsida, Poales, Poaceae. The record is from the annotation of a GenBank genome assembly.